AUUCACAUCGUCCUCAACGAACGAAACCCUCUCUCGCUCUCUCUGCUCUGCGCUGUAUACUGCUCCUGCUUGAUUUUUCUUCUACUUCAGCACAACAACAUGUUGGUUUAUCAGGAUUUAUUCACCGGUGAUGAGCUUCUCUCGGACUCAUUCCCUUAUAAGGAAAUUGAGAAUGGAAUUCUGUGGGAAGUAGAGGGGAAGUGGGUUGUUCAAGGUGCCGUUGAUGUUAACAUUGGUGCCAAUCCAUCUGCUGAGGGUGGAGGUGAAGAUGAGGGUGUCGAUGACCAAGCUGUUAAAGUUGUGGACAUCGUUGACACAUUUAGACUCCAGGAGCAACCUCCUUUUGACAAGAAGCAGUUUAUUGGAUAUAUAAAGAAGUUCAUUAAGGAAGUGACAGCCAAGCUGGAUGCGGAAAAACAAGAGCAUUUUAAGAAAAACAUUGAGGGAGCAACCAAGUUCCUUCUCUCAAAGAUCAAAGACUUCCAAUUUUUUGUCGGGGAGAGCAUGUCUGAUAAUGGAUCUCUAGUCCUUGCUUACUACAGGGAAGGUUCUGCUGACCCAACAUUUUUGUACUUCGCCCAUGCUUUGAAGGAGGUCAAGUGCUAAGAAGGGAGAGGAUAGCUGACUUCGAAGUGGAAGUUCUACUGUAGCUCUAGUUUUAUUUAUCUAUUUAUCUUUGUAUGUGGUUUUCUAUCUUUAUUUCAUGUCAUGAUUUUAGUAUUCUUGUGGUUGAAAAGGCUUUUUUAUUUAUUUGGUUGUUACCAUUUGUUUGACAAAUAAUCUUUUAUUGAGGAGUGUACUCUAAAUGCGAAGUGAUAGGACACUGUUAUCUAAUGUCUUGGGCAAUUUAUAUGACGUGAAAGUUAUGGGUUUCGACUUCUCUGA
Messenger RNA from Mercurialis annua (annual mercury), 885 nucleotides. Its product is annotated as translationally-controlled tumor protein homolog. Gene Ontology annotation, cellular component: cytoplasm. The transcript is spliced from 5 exons. Gene Ontology annotation, molecular function: calcium ion binding. Bases 100 to 606 code for a protein of 168 amino acids. The record is from RefSeq and is a predicted model, not a curated record. Lineage: Eukaryota; Viridiplantae; Streptophyta; Magnoliopsida; Malpighiales; Euphorbiaceae.